Molecule: messenger RNA, 5132 nt
Organism: Mercenaria mercenaria
Lineage: Eukaryota; Metazoa; Mollusca; Bivalvia; Venerida; Veneridae
Exons: 3
Coding region: 1875-5132 (1085 amino acids)
Biological process (GO): DNA integration
Molecular function (GO): nucleic acid binding
Source: RefSeq, a predicted model, not a curated record
GUAUUGCAUUAUCUUUUUGUAAAUUUUUGAGUUAUUGAGGUAAAUGUCAGAUUUCACGCAUGAAAUACCUCUCAUGUUUUUCUGUAUUUCAUAACUUAAAUUUCCAUGUAAAUUUCAUUAAAUUCUGUUCAGUAAUAAGAAAGUUGAUAUUUUAUAAACUUCAGUAAUUCGUGUUUUUAUCCCCAAAACCACUAUAAUGGGCCUCAAAUUGUCAAUUUAAAUCCGCGCCAAAGUAGUUAGAUUCCCCGGCUAUAUCGUGAAUCCCGUGGAAACACAAAUAGUCGGAGUCCACGGCUUAGCCGUGAAUCCCAUGAAAUUUAGUAUUUGGCGGGACAUUAUCCUUUAAAUAGACUGGACUAGAUAUGCCUUGCGCACACCACCUUCCGACUUUAUAGACGAAUCUAUGUCUGAAUUAUUUUCUUGCUAGAAAUUUAUGCUCGAUCGAGCUUCUUCCGCCAGACGAUUUUACCUGGUGAUGUCAUAACCCGGAAGUACAAUGCCCGAGGUUCACUUGUCUUCACUCGCCUGGAUGUGAUUUUCCCAGCGCAGAGCUUUCGUCCCAUGGUUGUGCCGUAAACCGCAAAGACGAUGAUUUUUGUUAUCCUCUGAAGUCAGCUCAGGGAUGCAAUCACCUACCACCAUAGGGAGCCAACACGGAAUCAACGUAUUCACGGUUUAAAGGGACUGAAUUUAGAAGCUAGGUUUUGUUUGUGCUACUUAAAGUUCACAAUUACAUUAAAGACCUGUGUCACGUCAGAUUAGAAUGGACUAUAAGAACUUUUGUAUCUAGAGAUACUGAACUUUCUUUUUUUUUUUUCUUAUAAUCAGUUUUUUUUUUUUGUUUUUUUUUUCUUCAUAUCAUCUAUUCAUUGUAAAUAAUCAUCUUUUGUAAAUAAAUUUGUAAAUAUUGUAAAGGGUGUUGAUUUGUUCUGAUGGUUACUGUCGCCGGUACGGCCUUUCCUGUCACAAUGGUGUCAGAAGUGGGAUUGGUCGACCAGACACAGUAGCUAUUCGAACAUUAUUAACACCCAUUUAACUGCAGCAAUAAUCUGUUUUGUUCUAUUGGUACACAUAUAAUAGUUUUAUUCAUUUUUCAGAGUGACGUCUUACCUCAGACAAGACAAAACAGAUCCAUAGCUUCAGCUAACCAGCUUUAGUGGUCACAGACUGAUAGACAGUUGCAUACGACACUUGGAUUCUGGGGUGAGUUCGUUCCUUUUAUUUUUCUUUUGGGUUUAUUUUGUGUCACUCUAUGAUUAAGCCACCAUAUAUCUGUGCUGAGAGUGACCGCCCUUGACAAGGAGAGUUAUCCUACUCUUAAUUGUGCGUCGCCCUACUUCUCCCAGUGAUCCUAUUUUGUAUUAGUGUACUGUAUACAUACCCGAUACAGUAUUUUUUUUUUAAUUUGUGUGUGUUAGCAAGCUUGUUUACUUGCAUAUACUUUUAACCUACUCUUAUGUUUUAGUGCUACACUGUUGUGUUAUACCUAUACUUUAUCUUAGGAUAAAGCACUUUGGUUUAUUUUUGUUUUAUUUGUUACACUAAAGUGUUAACACCAGUUACAGUGGAUUGAUAUUUGAUAAGGCUAAGGUAUUGUUACAGCCUACUGUCACUGUACUUUGUUGAUUGUUGCCUAUGCAACCUUGAUUGACACAUAGUACUGUUGCGCAACUUAGUGUAUUAUUAUUUUAGUGAGGACGUUUGAUGUAGUAUAUACGUAGAGUAUAGUAUUUUGUUUUGGCUCCAGUGGUAACUGUAGAGCUUUAGUGUAAACUAGUGUAGUCUAGUAUUCCCUCACGAUUGUUUAUUUAGUGUCUCAGGUUGUUAUAGUAGCUGUAGUGCGUAGUGUUAUAUAGUGUUAACGUAGUGUAAUCAUGACUAGUGUAGUAGAGUUAACGAAGGUAGGAAAGGAGUUAGGUUAUGAAGGAGAGGAGUUACGUAACUUUGUUAAGGAAGAGCAGGCUAGGGAACGUGAUGAAAGACAUAGUAGAUUAGAAGCAGAGAAAGAUAGAUUAGAGUUAGAAGCUAGGUUGCAGAAGGAAAAGAUAGAAUAUGAAAAACAAAGUAGUUUAGAAGCAGAGAGAGAAAGAGAGAAGGAAAGGUUAGAAGCAGAUAGGGAAAGAUUAGAGUUAGAAGCUAGGUUGCAGAAAGAAAAGAUAGAAUAUGAACGACAAAGUAGUUUAGAGACAGAGAAGGAAAGAUUAGAGUUAGAAGCUAGAUUGCAGAAGGAAAAGAUAGAGUAUGAACGUAAGUUAGAAUUAGAUAAGUUAGAAUACGGACGUAAGUUAGAACAGGAUAAGUUAGAAAUGGAAAAGGAGAAGUUAGUGUUAGCUAGGAAGUUAGAAACAGAGAAGGAGGAAGCAGAAAGUAGGAAAUUAGAAACAGAGCAUAAGUUUAAGACAGACUUAGAAAAGAUGAGUAAGAAAAAGGUAAAGGUUAAGAUGACUCCCUUUGAUGAGAAAAUUGAUUCCAUGGAUGCGUACUUGAAUGUGUACGAAACGUACGCUGUUGCGCAGGAUUGGGAUAAAGAGAUAUGGUCACUUAACUUACCGUUCCUUCUAAAGGGUACGGCAAGAGAGGUUUUUGAUAGGCUUCCGUUGGAAGAUAGGAAGGAUUAUGAUAAACUGAAAGCCGCUUUGCUACGUCAGUUCGAACUCACUGACGAUGGCUAUAAGAAAAAGUUUAGAACUGAAAGGCCUCGGGAUAAUGAGACCUUUGUGAUGUUUCUAGCCAGAAUAAGUAGAUAUUUAGAUGGUUGGCUUAGACUGAGUAAGGUAGAGAAAACGUACGAAGGCUUAUUAGAUUUUAUACUUAGGGACCAAUUUUUAGAUGUAUGUAAUAGAGAGCUAUACCAGAAUUUGAGUAGUAAGAAGUUAGUUAAAGCUAAGGAUGUAGCAGAAGAUGCAGAUUUGUUUGCAAAGACUCGUGGAGGUCCCAAGUAUGUUGUGAAUCGAACCAAUAAGGACCGGAGCUAUAAACCAUAUGAAAUACCUCAGAGACAGUAUCCUAGUAGUCGUAAUGUAGGCACUAGUAAUAGAGGUAGUAGCAAUGUUGCUAAUAGAGGUAGAGGUUUUCAACCCUUUGGUGUACUGAAGUGUAAUAAGUGUGGUCGAAUAGGGCAUAGCUCAUAUUACUGUAGGAGUGGAAAGUACGGCGGUAAUAGUGCUAAUGCAGUAGCAGAGUUAGAAAUAGAGCAGGAACAGGAAAGUAGUAAAGGGGAGAAUAGAAAUAGUAAGGAAAAUAGAAAUAGAGGUAGAGGCCGUGACCGAUCUAGGAGUAGAGGUAGAGGAAGAAAUAGAGAUAGAGAUAGGAGUAAGUCAAGUAGGUCAGAGAGUGGAAAUAGUAUUAUAGAACUAAGUGAUGUAGAGGAGUUAGGUAUGCUUAGUGUAAGUACAUGUCCUACAAAACACGGUACUUGUAAUGGUAGGGAUGUAAUCGCUAUGCGAGAUACAGGUUGUACAUGUGUGAUAGUGAAACGGGACUUAGUAGAAGCAAGUCAGUUUUUAGAGAAAACCCGUAGAUGUAAGUACAUAGAUGGGAGUGAACAUAGGCUAGAUGUAGCUAGAAUAGAUAUUGAUUGUCCGUAUUUCAAGGGUACAGUAGAGGCGUUGGUUGUAGAUAAUCCUACCAAUGAUGUUAUAAUUGGUAAUGUAGAGGGAGCUGUAGAACCUCAGUUUAGUAGUUUAGCGUCAGCAGUAGAAACUAGGGCGCAAGCCAAAGUUAAGAAGCAAGUAAAGCUAAAAGUUCCGUCUCAGAUUUUAGAUGUAUCUAGAGAGGAAUUCUUAGAAAAGCAACAGAAAGAUAGCACGUUAGAUUUGUGUAGAAAGAAGGCUGAGGAAGGUACGAUUAAGCAGUGUAGAGGUAAAGGUUCAGUUAGGUUUGAGAUUAGGAAUAAAGUGUUAUAUAGAGAGUAUACCGCCCAGAAUUUAGACAGAAGUAGACAGUUGAUUGUACCUAAAUGUCUUAGAGAAACUGUGAUGAAAGUUGCACAUGAUUCGUUACUGUCAGGCCAUUUAGGUGUAAGGAAAACGAGUGAUAGGGUAUUAGGCGAAUUUUACUGGCCAGGAGUAAUGGCAGAGGUUAGGAGGUACUGUCAGUCGUGUAGUAUUUGUCAACGUACUAUAGCUAAGGGUAGAGUAAGUAAAGUUCCGUUAGGAAAAAUGCCUUUGAUUGAUACUCUGUUUAAGAGAGUUGCUGUCGACAUCGUUGGUCCGAUCGAACCUUUGACUGAUAGGAAAAACAGAUACAUUUUGACUAUGGUAGAUUAUGCUACUAGAUAUCCAGAAGCUAUAGCACUACCUAUUGAAACUGAGAGAGUAGCAGAGGCAUUAGUAGAUAUGUCCAGUAGAUUAGGAGUGCCAGAGGAAAUGCUUACCGAUUGUGGAUCGCAGUUUACGUCAGACAGAAGUAAGUCUAUACCAGAUAAGGGUAUAUUAAAUAAGGUUGGAGCAGCUAUUGUAGAGGAGGAUCAGAGAGAUUAUGACCGAUUAGAUCCGAAUGAAAGUAGUGAUGAGUUUUCGAGUAGAGUAGAAAAGGAUAUAGUUUUGUGUUCUAUAAAGCAGGGUACAGAAACGUACAAAGAUGUAGAGAUAAAUCCGGAGUUACCAGUAGAAUGUAAACAGGAAGUAGUAGAUUUGUUAGACAAUUUCUCACAUGUAUUGACAGAUAUUUAUUUUGUAUGUGUAUUUUUAUUGAUAUUUUUUAAGUUUAUCUCAAAUUUCGGCGCCAUUGCAGUUCCGCUCACAGAUUUGAACAAAAAAGGGUCAGCCAAAUCUUGUAGAUGUGAAACAGCUACGAACGUCAACAACACCGCUGCAGAAGAAAUUGACGGAGAGUAUUUGCUCAAGAUGGGUAAAAAUUUUAAUAAACCAACAUUGACUUUAAUAGGUAUGGCAAUAAGAAAUCUACACACUUGUGGAGAAUGGACGGCAUGGACAGCGUGCACAGCCAGUAGUCCUACUCACGUCGGGAUCAGAAGACGCACAAGGGAAUGUGGUGUUAAUAUGAAGAUAAAUGGGGAAAGUAAAAUGAAAACUGAGAAGGAUCUUCACGAGAAAGAAUUAUUCAAACUAUUUACAUAUUUUAUACAUAAAAACUGCAUCAUAUACGAAAACAUACAAUGUCCAGUAUAA